Messenger RNA from Cetraspora pellucida, 513 nucleotides. NCBI's taxonomy places the organism in Eukaryota, Fungi, Glomeromycota, Glomeromycetes, Diversisporales, Gigasporaceae. The record is from the annotation of a GenBank genome assembly.
AUGGCAACAAGUGAAGCAACUGAUAAAGGUUCAAGAAAAAGGCAUAGGCUUUUUUUAGGAAAUUGUGAUGAAUUUAGUUUGGAAAUUAAAGACAAUCAAGUAACAACAACAGAUAUUACUGCAGUGACAGAUACUAGUUCACAAACCUUGAUAGCACGAGGAAAACCUGCACAACUGGAAGCACAUUUAUCAAAUGACUGCGUUGGUUGUUCAGAUGAUAUAUCUCUUUAUUUGAGAGAAAAGGUUGCAAAAAGAGAUUCAAAUUAUAUUCAAAGACCCAAAAAAAACUUUGAAGAAUUAGUUGCACAAUUGCGACAUUUUGAAGCACAGUGGCUAUUAUAUAACCUUUCUUAUGUUGCUGGUAUGGAUACUCCAAAACUUUGGUGGAGUUCUUUCAAAAAUCAACCUUGGCAUUUAGCUGAAUUAGCAUAUAGGAUAUUUUCAAUUAAUCCUACACAAGCAGCAUGUGAAAGAAACUUUUCAACAUUAAAAUGGAUUUUGGAAGAUCAAUGA